This is a messenger RNA of Mya arenaria, 387 nucleotides long. RefSeq lists its product as uncharacterized. The coding region runs from base 1 to 387 and encodes 128 amino acids. Lineage: Eukaryota; Metazoa; Mollusca; Bivalvia; Myida; Myidae. The record is from RefSeq and is a predicted model, not a curated record. The transcript has 3 exons. Gene Ontology annotation, cellular component: membrane.
AUGGGGUUAAAGGAUUUCGGGGCCGGUGCCCGCUGUGGUCAAUGUUUUCUCAUUGUCCUCAACAUCUGGUUUGCCCUACUGGGCAUUGCUAUGAUAGUCCUGGGCGUGUUUGUCCGGGCGGGGAAGGUCGGCGACAACCGGAUACUCCAGAUGUUACGUCAGCUUGACUUCGGUGGCAUUAAUGUCGGGGACGGCAUCCUGGCGCUCUCCGCUAUCGUCAUCGUUGUUGGUGUGUUCACACUGCUCCUCUCUGCCGACGGCGGGUUUGGCGCGUGCUUCAGGAAGAAAGGGAUGCUUAUUCUGUACGUGGUGAUCCUGGCUAUAAUACUGAUCCUAGAGAUAGCGCUGCUGGCAGUCUGGAUCAAGUUUGUGUAUGGGGUGAGAUAG